CCUACUGCUUUUCCAAUUUCAGUCAGCAACCCGAUCGCACAGAACGAGCAUUUGGAAAUUUCGAUCGCCAUUCGUGAAACACCCUAGACAGAAAAAAAAAUGAGCGAAUUCAAUCCGGAAUUCUGCGGAUACCGAUCACCGCUGAGCACUCGCUAUGCCAGCAAGGAGAUGCAGUAUCUGUUCAGCGAGCAGAACAAGUUCUCCACCUGGCGCAAGCUAUGGAUCAUCCUGGCCAAGGCACAGAAGGAACUCGGCUUGGAGAUCAGCGAUGCCCAGAUCGCCGAGAUGGAAGCCCACAUCGAAGACAUUGAUUUCCCAGCGGCCGCCGAAGAGGAAAAGCUCACUCGCCACGACGUGAUGGCCCACGUGCAUGUGUUCGCCAAGCAGUGUCCCUUGGCGGCUCCAAUCAUCCAUCUGGGGGCCACUUCAUGCUACGUUGGCGAUAAUACCGAUCUGCUGGUGCUGAAAGGCGGACUUGACUCGCUUCUGCCCAAACUGGUGGGAGUUAUCAAACGCCUGUCGGAGUUUGCCGUCGAAUACCGUGACCUGCCAACGUUGGGAUUCACCCAUUUGCAGCCGGCGCAGUUGACCACUGUGGGCAAGCGGUGCACCCUAUGGGUUCAAGACCUUUUGAUGGAUGAACGUGCGUUGAGGAACUGUCGGGAUAACUUGCGCUUCCGAGGUGUCAAGGGAACCACCGGAACGCAAGCAUCGUUCCUACAGCUGUUUGCCGGAGAUGGAGACAAAGUCAGACAGUUGGACCAGAAGGUAACGAACCUGGCCGGAUUCGAGAAAUACUACGCUGUAACUGGACAGACCUACACUCGAAAGGUUGACCUGGAAAUCGUCUCCGCUUUGUCCAGUCUGGGAGCAACGGUUCACAAGAUGUGUUCGGAUCUUCGUCUGCUCGCUUCCCGCAAGGAAGUCGAAGAACCAUUCGAGAAAACUCAAAUUGGAAGCUCUGCGAUGGCUUACAAGCGCAAUCCGAUGCGCUCGGAACGAUGCUGCGCUUUGGCUAGGCACUUGAUUACUCUGCAUGCUAGUGCGGCCAACACCUUGGCUGUCCAAUGGUUGGAGCGGACGUUGGACGAUUCUGCAAAUCGUCGCCUAACCCUCUCGGAGGCGUUCCUGUCGGCGGACGCUUGUCUCCUCACGCUGCUCAACAUUUCCCAGGGACUGGUGGUCUACCCGAAGGUUAUCGAGCGUAACAUCGCUCAAGAGCUUCCGUUUAUGUCGACCGAAAAUGUGAUUAUGGCCAUGGUGCAGGCCGGUGGCGAUCGCCAGAUUUGCCACGAGAAGAUCCGUGUGCUGUCGCACGAGGCCGGAGCCCAGGUUAAGCAGCACGGCAAGGACAACGAUCUGGUGGAACGCAUCAGGGCCGAUGCCUAUUUUGCACCGAUUUUGGGCGAUUUGGACAAGAUUCUGGACCCGAAGACGUUUACCGGACGUGCUGCCGAUCAGGUGUUGGAAUUUGUUCGAGAGGAGGUGGAUCCGGUGGUUGCCAGAUACGGAAGCAAUGUGGAGACCAAGUCAAUUGGGCUGGCUAUUUAAGUUUGGUGCAUAUGUAAUUUUAAAAUGUCUUUGAGUUGCGAAUAAUAAAAUUGAAAGAAGGAA
This is a messenger RNA of Aedes albopictus (Asian tiger mosquito), 1614 nucleotides long. It is a transcript of the gene Adsl, whose product is annotated as adenylosuccinate lyase. Gene Ontology annotation, biological process: 'de novo' AMP biosynthetic process. Gene Ontology annotation, cellular component: cytosol. Lineage: Eukaryota; Metazoa; Arthropoda; Insecta; Diptera; Culicidae. The transcript has 2 exons. The record is from RefSeq and is a predicted model, not a curated record. The coding region runs from base 100 to 1551 and encodes 483 amino acids. Gene Ontology annotation, molecular function: N6-(1,2-dicarboxyethyl)AMP AMP-lyase (fumarate-forming) activity; (S)-2-(5-amino-1-(5-phospho-D-ribosyl)imidazole-4-carboxamido) succinate lyase (fumarate-forming) activity.